Molecule: messenger RNA, 4550 nt
Organism: Hippocampus comes (tiger tail seahorse)
Lineage: Eukaryota; Metazoa; Chordata; Actinopteri; Syngnathiformes; Syngnathidae
Product: C2 calcium-dependent domain-containing protein 4C
Exons: 2
Coding region: 212-1468 (418 amino acids)
Source: RefSeq, a predicted model, not a curated record
UCCACCCGAGGCUCUGCACCGCACCGCGAAAAGUACCCAUCAUUCCUCACACGACAAACAAGUGAACACCUGUGGCUGCGAGAAUCGAGACGUGUCGGAGCAAAAAACCGUCUUUUAUCCUCCUCCAACACUCUGCACUUCCACCUGACUGCACGCCACCAGCCGCCCUCACGCCCACGCGGCCCGUCAUCCAGGGGGGGGGUGGGGCGCCAUGUGGGUUUUGGAUAAGAUCCGCGGCUCGGUGGAGACGGGUGUGCUGCGGCACGGGGAGAACGGCGACAAGAAAGGCGCGGCGCCGCCCUACACCAAUGUCCUCACGCCGGACAAGAUCCCGGAUUUCUUCAUCCCGCCCAAGUUGGUCAGCUGCCCUCCUGAACCCGAGGCGGUGAAACCGAAGGACGCCUUGCAGCCUUCGACGUCAGAGCAAACCAUCGGCGGCGGGAGGAAAAUCAGUGUCCCCAAAAGCCCCCGUCUGGUGGCCAAGCUGGCGGGAGACACAAAGAACCUGCUGAAGUCAGCCAACCGUCACAUCAUUCAGAUCGAGAGCGCGGACGACGUCAUCGCCGGCGACACCAACGCCGACCCCCAGUCACAGACCGCCAUGUCCCUCCCCUACGUCCCCAAGACCCAAACCUCUUACGGCUUCACCACCUUGAAGGAGAGCCCCCACACUCGUCGCAAGGAGUCUCUCUUCCACUGUGACAUCACCAGUCCCAUGACCUCCCCCAACAGCCAGAGGAAGACCCCCGGCAAAGGCGACGGAAGCGGCAACCACCUGAACCCGGCCGACUUCAACACCUCCCACAUGAACCCGUACCGCUAUUUCAGCGGCGGCGAGAGCGACACCUGCUCCUCGGCCGAGUCGUCGCCCUUCAGCUCGCCGCUGCUGUCCCGCUCCGCCUCGCUGCUCAAGAUCUUCACGCAUGAGACGCAGGCCAAGGUGGUGAAGGCCAAGCGCUCCUUCGCCCGCCACAGCUCCCUCUCCACCGACGAGUGCAGCUCGGCCGAGCCCAGCCCCAGCGUCCAGCGCCGGCUGCACAUCCCGUCCUUCCACUGCGCAAGCGCGCCGUCCGCGGAGCACGGCUCCCAGCGGGAGCACACGGUCAACCUGCACAAGGGCGGCAGCGUCCGCAUCAGCGCGCACUACGACGCCGGCACCUCCCGCCUGCGCGUGCGCGUCCUGGCCGCCGAGAGCCUUUACGACAAACACUUUGACAUCAAGAGCAUCAACUGCUGCGUGUCCGUCUACCUGAACCCCGGCAAGUUGCAGAAGCAACGCAGCAACAUCAUCAAGAACAGUCGCAACCCCGUCUUCAACGAGGACUUCUUCUUCGACGCCGUCGGCCCGCUCCAGGUCAAGAACCUGUCGCUCAAGUUCAAGGUGGUCAACAAAGGCACCAGUCUCAAACGGAACACUCUGCUGGGGGAGCGGGAGGUCCUGCUGAGCAAGCUGCUCUCCGGGGUCUAGACUCCAAAGAGCAACCAGAAAGCAAGGCCACGAAUGGACCUUUUUUUUUUUUUUUUUUUUUUUACAAGUUCUUUGCACUGCUCCACCACUUUGUGUCGUGUUGUUAGGACACAUUUCCACCGGGCCGUACGCUUAAUUCCAAGACGCUUUGGAACGGUCAAACCCUUUGUGAACCAGAAGUUCUCAGUGUUUUGGGGUCCAGAGACACCAUCAGAGGGAGAAAUGUUACCCAAAAAUGCAUCAAAAGAUAAACCGCAGAUUUAAAGAGAUACGAUCCACAGAAAUAAAAUCGGAGCUACAACAGGGCCAUGGGGGAAGAACACUGUACAGUGCUACCUUGACUUCGAAAUUUAACGUUUCCAUGACGAAGCUCAGUUUACUCACCGACUCAAAAAAAAAUCUUCCUUAUUGAGAUGAAUCAAAAUGCCAUUAAAUCGUUCCAGGUCCCCAAUUGCUAUUGUUUGUGAUUUUUGAGAAAGAUAUUUUCGUGGCGACUUAAAUUGAAAUCUUUCAUGGCUGAUGGCGUCUCCAAGCAAACUAGGCAGACAUGUUUGUUUAAAUUUGGUGAGCAUAUUAUCUGCUUUCCAUUAUACCUGAAAGACACUAUUGUCUGGAUCAAAUUUGGUCCUGGCUUCUUGGGCUGGAGUUGCUCUUAAGCCACGUCUGCCAUCUAGUGGUAUACACUGUCAUUACAACUUAAAACUGAUCAUCAAUCGUCAACAUUUUAAUUUUCUAAAAGACAAUCAAGGAGUAUCUCAAACAUGGGUAUGAGCCAGUUGCCCAUCCCUGCUUUUGCUGCCCACAAAUGGUGAAGCAACGCAGGCAUAUAUUCUUUAUCCUCGGUCAAAAAGCAACUCUUAUUAUUGCAUCAUAUUGACUCGCUGAGGAUAGUGGUGAGUCUUUGUUUGUGUCAGUAGGACUGUAUUGUACUGCUGCCCAGUGACCAAGUUGGGCAUACCAGAAAGAGCAGCGCGAUGUACUGAAAUGAACAAUCAAAUCAUGCUGUACAACCUGAUUAGUUCUAAAUGCUAUUGCAACAUGUUUUUAUAAAGACUUUCGGAGAGCUCUACUUUCCUUAUUAAAUAAAUUAAUUGUGUUGGUGGCCGGAGUGGAUUAAUGCCACUUUUAUUUAUUACAGUGGAGAAAGAUGAUUUGUGAUCUAAGCCUGGCCAGGCAACAAAUUCAAGUCGUAUCUCAAGGCAUCCUGUACAUCGCUGGCAGAGAUAAAUGAAGGAAAAUCAUUAUUCGUAUUCAAUAAAUUUGAAACCAGGUAUGUGAAAUUGGUGGAAUACUUGACUUCAGUGCUGCUCAGUUCAAGGAUUCUUCAUCAGUAGCAGGUUCCGAUGUCUCCAGGUUCUCAAACCUCCUGUAGCCAAUGUUACAUUUCCCCAAGCAAAUGAGCUUGCAACGUAUGGACUUUCCACCGGUCUCCCUUCCACCAUGCACGCGCGUCACCAGAUGUGUCGCAUGCUGUGAUUAUGAUUGUAAUGUGACGCCUUGGCCACAAGCCGCGCGCGCCCGUGCACAAAGGUGCUUUUGUGAACCCCUUCCCCACACCCCCGCCACUGCUUUGACGUCCUGAUGUGCAAAUGAUGCUUUGAUCCCAGGGGAGGGAAACAAACAAGCAAAAAAAAAAAAAAAAAAUUUGAACAACAAUGCAAGUGCACCGUGUUGCAUGGCAUGAAUGUGUGCUCAAAAUAUUGCAUGAAACCCCAAAGCCUUACAGACUGUACCGGACACUACAUUAAGUACACCUGUAGCAACGCCUAGCCAGGAGAAUUCUGGUAAGAAUGCUUUGGACUUUGACCAAUGAUUUGGGCCAACCAUUCACACUCCCUCUUUUGGAGAGGGAGAGAGAGAUUCACUUAUUCUGUAAGAAAAGCCUUCCAUUUUUUCCAACCUUCAUGGGAGAUUGUUGUCACUCAUAGCCAUUACUUGCCAGCAGUUUCUGCAUCUCCUUUGUUGUAGACCUCUUGACACCGUGUUUGACUAAUUUCCUGUCACCAACCUACCAUGGAUGUGAUGUGAUUGUGAUAUUAGUUCCAGGUGACUUUGGCAGAGAGGUAGGGUAAACCCUGGGUGGGUCGCCUGUCAAUCGCAGGGCACAUAUAGAGAAAUGACACUUAGAUUCACAUAGACCAACAGACAUAUAGAUUGAUUUUAUUUGUGAGACAUCCUUUUCGUUUUGUCACUCUUACCACAUAGCCCAAAUGUGAAGACUACAGGGGAGGUUGUUGUCACACACGGGACUCAACCAAUACUUGCCAGCAAUUCCUCCAGAUCCUCUGCUGUUGCUUCUAGCUCUGACAUACUUCGCAGCCUCCUUAACCAGAUCCGUUAAGCAGAAAGUAAAACUGUGAUCAAGCCUGACAGCAGCGUGCAACACAAAAGCAUGAAAAAGUGGAAUUCGAACCCUGAAGUUCAAAAAACGUGAGGCAAAUGUGCUCACCACUACUAGACCAUGCUGUCUCGAAGUCUAUCUAAAACGAGUUAAUUUUAGUCUGAUAAGGCACAAUUACGAAUUGCUACUGCAGGUGUACCUCAUGUUUUUGUCACCAAGUGUGUGUGUGUGUGUGUGUGUGUGAGAUGAGCAAGACGUUCAAAUAAUGUUUGCAUGUUUUUGAGAUUUAUUUUUAUUUUUUAAACAAUAAAGGUGUGUAUCAUUUUUCUCAACGUGUGUUAGUGAUGCACUGGCAUGGCGACGUCAUCUUGGCCUCACUCGCAUGCGGCGACAUCCCUAAGUGUUUUGGACUGAAGAAAAAUAAAUAAAGACAUCAAACUUCAAUAAAAUUUUUCUGCUCUGUAUACAUUAUAAACUGUUGAUGUAACUGUCUUGCGUACAAAUUGCCUCAAAGUCGGGCGUGUCAACCAGGCAGAAUGCUAGGCGGGUAGCCUGCAGUGGCGUUGGUGUCGUCUGCCGCGCGCUCUGAUGUGUAUGUUUGCCGCCAAUGUCGGGUUCACGCCACUUACGUGAUUUUUAAGUGAACUUUUGUUUGACAAGUGAUUGGUGUAACUGUUGUCAUGUAGCAAAAGUAGACGUGAGCAGUUUGAUGAAUAAAAAAAAUCAAUUGACCAACCUGAA